UUACAAAACCUGGCAUUCAAAUAAUAGUUCACUCUUCUGCUAUACUUUUAGAAAAAGAAAAAGCUUAUAACCCAAGAAAAAAGAAAAAACACAACAGUAAAGAGCUAUCAUUCACUAGCAAAUAUUUUGAAAAGAAAAUUAAUAAUGAAGAUACUGAUAUAAUUCAAAAUUUGACCAAUUAUGAACAACAACAGGUCUCAGAUGAGGAACAGAACAUCUCUAAUGAAAAUAAUUCAAGAACAAAAGUGGAACCCUUAUUUGCUAACAAACUCAAAGACGUUAUUAAAGCAAAGAAUAAGGAAACAAAAUUUUUUAAUGACGCCACCUGGCAAAAUAAACGAGCACAAUUCUCUCAAACUAGUUUUAAGAACCUCAGAACAGGUCUAAUAGAGGAAGAAACUUCCAAUGCAAUACAUCAAACUUAUAGUCGCACAAUAUGCCUUGUUGGAAACAAAAUCAGAAUUUUCACCAGAACGAUUCCCAAUAACUAG
Messenger RNA from Dentiscutata erythropus, 491 nucleotides. NCBI's taxonomy places the organism in Eukaryota, Fungi, Glomeromycota, Glomeromycetes, Diversisporales, Gigasporaceae. The record is from the annotation of a GenBank genome assembly.